Messenger RNA from Pleuronectes platessa (European plaice), 5572 nucleotides. RefSeq names its product pleckstrin homology domain-containing family G member 3 (gene plekhg3). Bases 151 to 4491 code for a protein of 1446 amino acids. The record is from RefSeq and is a predicted model, not a curated record. Lineage: Eukaryota; Metazoa; Chordata; Actinopteri; Pleuronectiformes; Pleuronectidae. The transcript has 19 exons. Gene Ontology annotation, molecular function: guanyl-nucleotide exchange factor activity.
GCGCAGUAAGAGUGCGCGGCAGCCUGCAGACGGACCGGAGGUGAAUGACACACGGACAGACACGGACACACGGGGACACACGGACAGACACGGACACACGAACACACACGGACACACACGAACCUCAGGUGGGACUCGGGUGUCAGAGCGAUGCCUGAAGGAUCUGUCCUCGUCUCGUCUGACGUCUCCAUGUCUGAAGAGUCGCCCCGCCUCUCUACCGCCUCUAUUAGCAGUAAUGAGCGGGCGCCAUCAGCCACGCCCUCGGACACGGACCUGCCUUUGUCGGACCCUCGCCCUGCGAGCCUGAUCUCCACGCUGUCCUCGGGAUCCAGAGACGACAGCCUCGCCCCGCCGCCAUCCAGCCAAACCUCCGCCCCCGGCGUCAGCCCCGACCCGAGCCCCGCGGGACACGGCGGCGAGGAGUCGAGGCCAUGCCCACCCUGUCACGGUAAGGGGUGGAGCCUCGGCCUCACCCAGAACAACAACAACAAAGAGUCACCGGCGAGUCGGGCCUCACGGGGCCGGCAGCAGACGGCGCCGCUCAUGACCGGCAGCAUGACACCGAACCCUCAGCUGACCUACCUGGACCGGGUGGUCAUGGAGAUCAUCGAGACCGAGCGGAUGUACGUCAGAGACCUGCGCAUGAUCGUAGAGGAUUACCUGGCUCACAUCAUCGACUGCUCCAGUCUGUCCAUCCGCCCCGAGCAGGUUUGCUCUCUGUUCGGAAACAUCGAGGACAUCUACGAGUUCAACAGCGAGCUGCUUCAGGAUCUGGACCAGUGUGACCACGACCCGGUGGGCGUCGCCCGCUGCUUCGUCAUGAAGAGCGAGUACUUUGAGAUCUACACUCAGUACUGCACCAACUACCCCAAUUCGGUGGCAGCGCUCACUGAUUGCAUGCGGAUUAAAUCUCUGGCCAAGUUUUUCCGGGAGCGUCAGGCGCAGUUGAAGCGUUCGCUGCCUUUGGGUUCUUACCUCCUCAAACCGGUUCAGAGGAUCCUCAAAUACCACCUGCUGCUCCAGGAGAUAGCGAAGCACUUUGACCCUGAGGAGGAGGGGUAUGAGGUGGUGGAGGAGGCGAUCUACACGAUGACGGGCGUGGCCUGGUACAUCAACGACAUGAAGAGGAAACAUGAACACGCCGUCCGGCUGCAGGAGGUUCAGUCUCUGCUGUUGAACUGGAAAGGUCCUGACCUCACCACGUACGGAGAACUGGUUCUGGAGGGAACCUUCAAAGUUCAUCGAGCCAAGAACGAGAGAACCCUGUUCCUGUUCGAUCGCGUGCUGCUAAUCACCAAACGCCGCGGAGAACACUACGUCUACAAAACACACAUCUCAUGUUCCACUCUGAUGUUGAUCGAAAACGCCAAAGACUCUCUGAGCUUCAGCGUCACUCAUUACAAACAUCCCAAACAACCGCACACUGUCCAGGCGAAGACGGUGGAGGAGAAGAAGCUGUGGGCUCAUCACAUCAAACGCAUCAUUCUGGAAAACCAUCAGGCCAUCAUCCCUCAGAAGGCUAAAGACGCCAUCUUGGAAAUGGAUUCCAUCUAUCCGCCCAGAUAUCGGUUCAGCCCAGAGCGGCGCAAGAAAGCUGCGUCCUCUCAGGGUGAAGCCGCUCGGGGGGGACGACAACCGAACCAUCAGGUCCUGAAACCAGUCGUCAGAGACAUCUUCCAGACAGGGAGGGGGGGUCAGUGUUUGAGAGACGCCCUCUGCAGGCGGCCAUCAGCAGCAACAUGCUGGCGUCCGGUCAGGAAGAGUCUGAGGUGGAAGGAUCAGCUGGGUUGGCGAGGGGGGGGGGGGGAGGAGCAGCUGAUCUGCAGUGAGGAAGAGGAGGAGGAGAGUUUGUCUCUGCAGCGCCCUCGGCAGGCGGCGGACAGCGAGCUGGACGAGAUCCUUCUGGAGGACGACCAGGUGGACGACUUCACCAGCUCCAUGCUCGCUGCCUUGGACUGCUGGCACCGUAGGUUCCAGAACUCUCCGUCCACCUCGGUGACGGACGGCGGCGGCGACACUUCCUCACUCGACUCGAACAAAGAAGAAGAACGACUUCUUGAAACAGACGUUGGAGCUGAAGCGACCGAGCAGCUGUCCAUCGAUGAGCUGCUGCAGGAAAAGACGUCAGAAUCUGGACUGACAGAAAACGCUGAACCAGACUUUUCGGAUCUGGAGCCUCCUGUGAUCUCAGUGUCUCCUCAAAGUUCAGAAGAACUGAAACCUGAAGGAGAUCCAGCCCCCACAGAGGAGCCGCUGUCCGCCACGCCAGAUUCAGAUUCAAGAACCUUGAGCAGUGCGGAAUCAUCUGAAGAAGAGGAGGAGGACAAGAAGGCGUCAGAGAAAGAGGAUGAAGCCACAAGUAUUCUUCCAUCUUCUGUUCUGGACAAAGCCAGCUCCAUCGCUCAGCACUUCACCAGCAGCAUCAAACGAGGCAGUAGAACUCCAGACAAGGCCCGGUUCUUCGGCUUUGCCUCCCCACGGUUACCGAGCAGAACCAGCAGCAGCCUCAGCCUCGGUGCAGAACCCGCCCACCAACCUUCAAGGGUCAGCAGCGUCUCCUCUGAGGCUGCGGAGACGUUUCGAGCAACAGAUUUGACUCAGUUGUCUCCUCAGGACGACAGCCUCUUUGACGCCGACAGAAGCAUUCAACGGAGGCGGGACUCCAUCCUGUCCAAACAGGACCAGCUGCUCAUUGGCAAAAUCAAGAGUUACUAUGAAUAUGCGGAGAGCCAGGACGCCACCUUCAGCCUCCAGCGCAGAGAGAGUCUGACCUACAUCCCGACUGGGCUGGUCAGGAGCUCGGUCAGCCGCCUCGACAGCGGCCCGAAGGAUAACCACGUCCAGACCAAUCCCUCCACCUCCACCACCCUCUCCGGUCUCAACCCACCGUCAGUGGAGCUACAGUCCACCUCCACCACCCUCUCCGGUCUCAACCCACCGUCAAUGGAGCUACAGUCCACCUCCACCACAGACACCUGCUGUCGCUUGGUUCCCAGUGACUCUUUAGACUCUUUAAAGUCUGAUCAGAGAAGCUCAGAUCCAGGAGAUUCAGAAGACAGCCUCAGAUAUCAGAGCCUGCAGAAGAAUCCACCUGAAGGGGAGGAGUUCAGACCCUCAUCUGAAAUGAUCAAGAUCUGGCAGGCGAUAGAGCAAGAGAUCACCAGAUCCCACAGCGACGACAGAGAAGCUCCGAGAAACUCCAGAGCAGCUGAGGCCGUCACAAAGAUCCCAAACAACAGCUGUGAGCGAGAGAGUGAAGUGUCCGACCUCAGCAGCGUCCCAGAAGAGUCAACGAGCCCUUCAACCCCCAAGCUAAGAUCCUCCGACGGGACCUACACAGGAAGUCUGAAGGGUUCUGGGGAGGAGGCGGUCGUCCUCAGGGCUCCAGUUCUGAGGGUCACUCAACUGAGGGCCGGAGCAGAGAGGCCCCGCGAGGACUCGAGCAAAGACACCGACAACAUGAAGAGCAAAGUCCAGCACCUGGCUCGCCAGUACAGCCAGCGAAUCAAAACCACCAAGCCAGAGACGCGACAGCGAAGUCCGGGCGUCCUGAUCAGUAAGAAGAGUUUACCCUGCGUGCUGGAGGAGACCGAGGCUUCAGGUAAAUCAGAGCUGACUCUGGCGCUGGUUUCUCAGCUCAAGGCUUCUUCUCUAGAGCUGAGCUCCACCGACCAGACCCAGCGUCCGACCUCCAUCCUCACCUUCAGCUCAGGUACGGCCUCCAUGGGUCCAGCUCCCUCCCGCAGCCCUCUGACUCCUCCUCCCAUCGAGGGCUUUCACUGGCCUGACGUCCGGGAACUCCGCUCCAAAUACUCUGCCCAGAAGAGUCCCGUAGGCCGGAGUCAGUCCAUCCCAGAGCAGAUGUUUGACGGGGGUGCGAGGAGACACUCCAGCUGCUCCUCCAGUCCCUCCUUCACCGAAGGAGCUUCUGGCGAGGGUCGUUCAUACAAGACUCGCCGCAGCCAGGACGCCAGGCGACGGGAACGCAGCAAACGGCUUCACCGAGCCAAAUCGCUGGAGCCUCAGCUGAGCGGACUUCAAAUGUCUGAGCUUCAGAACCUGAACGACCCGGUGACCGAGGCCGAGUUCCAAGGUUACUUCAUCGCAGCUGAGACCACGUUACCCAACGACUCCGAACACAAGAUCACUGUCAUCGAGAAACUUCCAGAGCCUGAGUCCGAGGAGACAGCCUCGACAUCGAAAGAAGAAGAAGAAGAAAACUACGUUCAGAUCCGUUCACCAACCAGCAGGGAGAAGAUCUCCAUCAUGGCCGUCAUCGACCGCUGCCGAGCCUAUCAGGAAUCUGACGAAUACAAACAGAGAGACGAGGCGAAAAGCAAAACUCUGAAGCCUCAAGAGCUCGACAAGACAAGCGCGUCUUCGACCAGUCGGGACGAAGAGUCCAAGAAGACAGAUGCGGGACAGAAGACGGAAGUUGGACAUCAGAGCAUCGUGAAGAACCUGAGAGAAAAGUUCCAGAGUCUGAGCUGAAGAACAUUUUUAUGAUACUGUGAGACGUUGAAUCAGCCAGGAACCCAAAGUUUAAUUCUUUUAGUGGUGAACAGAUGAUGAGAUGAGUUUAUUAUUAUUAUCAUUAUGAAUUAGAAAACCAUGCGAUCGAGAUCAUUAUAACUAAAAACUAAUUUGCCCCAAAAAUCUCUUGUGCUGUAAACACAACAGAUUGAUUGUUUGUUUUGUUGAAUGUUUAGAAACAUGUAAGAUAUUUUUUUAAACGUCUUCAAUCAGGAAUGCUGCUGGAUGUUUUGUGUGUUUUCCUCUUCACACAUUAAGAAUCAUCACUUCACUGUAAAAGCGUCAUAUGUGCCAGUUACAGCUGUUUUUUUACUGUAAAAAAAUAAGCUAAAAAAUAACCACUACAUUUUCACGUCACUUUGUUCAGUCACACGUCGGAAGCAUCACAGAGAUUGUGAUGUUCCCUCAGUGCGUCAGGACAGCUUAGCUUAGCUUAGCUUAGCUUAGCUUAGCACAAAGUCGGCGCAGGAGAGAAGCUUCAGGUGUGUUUGUGUGACAUGUCAGAUUUUGAUUCAACAAACAUAAAUUCACAUGUACAUUUUCCUUGACUGUGUUUUUAAUCUGAACGUUUUUUCUGGUUUUUAUGAAACUUUGUGUGUAAAAACACAAACUGUCUGAAACCUGCUUCAUCAAGAGAUCAAUGAAAAUAACAAACAAUUAGUGAAAUCAUCAUUUAACUGUUUAACUUCUCUGAGCAGAUUUUUUUAAGUAAGAAUUAUUUUCUUUAUGAGAAAAUCAUAAAAAUCUACCUGGAUGUUUGAGAUUAAUGUUGAUUGAGUUUAUUUCUGUUUUGGUUUGUUUAUUUCAAUAAUUGAUUGACUGUGGUUUAUUGAUUUCCUGAUAAACAGCUGUUGUCCUCCAUACACACGAAUGACUUGUUUGAUUUCGUGCCUUGCUCAAAGGCACACUGGCAUAUUAGAAACUUGAAUUUGUGAGUUUCAACGUCCUGUUUACUUCACAUGAUUUAAACACAAAACACAGCGAACACACCUCAGAGAACAUGUGUUUGAUUCUAUAUUAAACCAUGUAAGCAGACCAA